Messenger RNA from Labeo rohita (rohu), 3741 nucleotides. It is a transcript of the gene gria3a, whose product is annotated as glutamate receptor, ionotropic, AMPA 3a. Gene Ontology annotation, molecular function: AMPA glutamate receptor activity; transmitter-gated monoatomic ion channel activity involved in regulation of postsynaptic membrane potential. Gene Ontology annotation, biological process: synaptic transmission, glutamatergic; modulation of chemical synaptic transmission; monoatomic ion transport. The transcript is spliced from 16 exons. The coding region runs from base 515 to 3175 and encodes 886 amino acids. Lineage: Eukaryota; Metazoa; Chordata; Actinopteri; Cypriniformes; Cyprinidae. The record is from RefSeq and is a predicted model, not a curated record. Gene Ontology annotation, cellular component: plasma membrane; AMPA glutamate receptor complex; dendritic spine.
CUGUGUGACUGGCGCGCGGGUGUGGGAUCGUAAUGGUCCGGACCUGUGGGCUGUUUCGGAACUUUAAUUUUUUGCGUUGAUUUACCACUGUACGCGGGGUAAAAGCGCGCGAAAAGACACAAGAUUUGUGGGGAAUAUAAGGGGUUUAAACGACGGCUUUGAAGUGGACUGUUCUCAGGGUCGCGUGCCGAUUUUUCUGAGCUGUAUGCGGACUGCGCACGCGGGUCCGCAGUGGCGGGUUGCGCGCGUCCGUUUGCGCGUACGCGGGUGCUGUUGUAAUUUCACGUCACAUCAAGUUUGAUCUGCGGUCCGAUUGGAUGAUCCGCAGCGCUGUCCUGAAUUGAGAAGCUCUCCGCGCUUGUUUGCUCGUACUCGGCGUUCGUCCUGCAGCCCGAAUGCACCUCUCUGGCAUCGCUUGAGGGAGUCGGUGCACAUCUGGCGGAUUUUGUUGUCGCCCUCUCGCCCGGUCUGGAUGUUGCGUGUGAGCUGAAGAAUUCUAGAGGUCGGAGACAAAAUGCGGCGGCGAGCGCACGCCAGCGUCCUGCUCCUGCCGUGGCUGGUGCUGCAAACCCAGGCAGGCUUUCCAAACCAGAUCAAUAUCGGUGGUCUCUUCAUGCGCUCCACUGUCCAGGAACACAGCGCGUUCCGCUUCGCCGUUCAGCUGUACAACACCAAUCAGAACGUCACCGAGAAACCCUUUCAUCUGAAUUAUAACGUGGACAAUCUGGAGUCAUCCAAUAGCUUUUCAGUCACGCACGCGUUCUGUUCUCAGUUCUCCAGGGGUGUAUAUGCAAUAUUUGGAUUCUACGACAGGAGGUCAAUGAACACAUUAACGUCGUUCUGCGGCGCUCUGCACACCUCCUUCAUCACUCCAUCUUUUCCCACGGACACAGAUGUGCAGUUUGUCCUGCAGAUGAGGCCGAGCCUCCGGGGGGCGCUGCUCAGUUUGCUAGCCCAUUAUAAAUGGGAGAAAUUUGUCUACCUUUAUGAUACUGAUAGAGGGUUUGCCAUCCUACAGGCCAUCAUGGAAUCUGCAGUAAUGAAUAAUUGGCAGGUGACGGCACGUUCGGUGGGGAACAUAGUGGAUCCGCUGGAAUACCGGCGCAUUAUUGAAGAAAUGGAUCGUCGGCAGGAGAAACGUUUCCUCAUCGACUGUGAGGUUGAACGUAUUAACAGUAUUCUAGAGCAGGUCGUGAUCUCAGGAAAGAACAGCCGAGGAUAUCAUUACAUCCUGGCUAAUCUUGGAUUUUCUAACAUGAGUUUGGAUAAGGUGUUUUCUGGUGGAGCAAAUAUUACCGGAUUCCAAAUUAUAAAUCCUGAGAGCCCGAUUGUGCAGCAGUUCCUUCAGCGCUGGGAGCGGCUUGAUGAGAGAGAGUUUCCUGAGUCUAGAAACGCUCCCCUAAAGUACACCUCUGCACUGACACAUGAUGCCAUCCUGGUGAUAGCCGAAGCAUUUCGGUAUCUGAGACGUCAGCGUGUUGACAUUUCUCGUCGAGGGAGUGCAGGCGAUUGCCUUGCCAAUCCGGCUGUACCAUGGAGCCAGGGAAUCGACAUUGAGAGAGCUCUCAAAAUGGUUCAGGUUCAGGGUAUGACGGGAAAUAUUCAGUUUGACUCAUUUGGACGGCGAUCAAAUUACACCAUUGAUGUUUAUGAAAUGAAGCCAGGAGGAGCCAGAAAGAUUGGCUACUGGAAUGAAUAUGAGAAAUUUGUUUAUAUAGUGGAGCAGCAGGUUACCAACGAAUCCUCCUCUGUGGAAAACAGAACCAUUGUGGUCACUACUAUUAUGGAAGCUCCAUAUGUAAUGUACAAGAGGAAUUAUAUGCAGUUGGAAGGGAAUGAUCGCUAUGAGGGCUACUGUGUAGACUUGGCGUCAGAAAUCGCAAAGCAUGUGGGCAUAAAGUACAAACUGUCCAUUGUGGCUGAUGGGAAAUACGGAGCACGCGACCCUGAGACCAAGACCUGGAACGGCAUGGUGGGGGAGUUGGUAUAUGGGAGGGCAGAUAUAGCUGUGGCUCCUCUCACUAUAACCCUUGUCCGGGAGGAGGUGAUAGAUUUCUCCAAGCCCUUCAUGAGUCUGGGCAUUUCCAUCAUGAUCAAGAAACCCCAGAAGUCCAAACCAGGAGUCUUCUCCUUCCUGGAUCCGCUGGCCUAUGAGAUCUGGAUGUGUAUCGUGUUUGCAUAUAUCGGUGUGAGCGUGGUUCUCUUCCUGGUGAGUCGUUUCAGUCCAUACGAAUGGCACCUGGAUGAGAACGAAGAGGCGAAGGAUCCGCAGACGCCCCCCGACCCUCCCAACGACUUCGGCAUCUUUAACAGUCUCUGGUUCUCUCUUGGAGCUUUCAUGCAGCAAGGAUGCGAUAUCUCGCCAAGGUCUCUGUCUGGCCGUAUUGUUGGAGGUGUUUGGUGGUUCUUCACUCUGAUCAUCAUUUCAUCCUACACUGCCAAUCUGGCUGCUUUCCUGACUGUGGAGAGGAUGGUGUCGCCUAUAGAGAGUGCAGAAGACCUGGCCAAGCAGACUGAGAUCGCCUAUGGAACACUUGACUCCGGUUCCACCAAAGAGUUCUUCAGGCGUUCAAAGAUCGCUGUCUACGAGAAGAUGUGGUCUUACAUGAAGUCUGCCGAGCCGUCCGUGUUCGUUAAGACCACCCCUGACGGAGUGGCUCGUGUGCGCAAGUCGAAGGGGAAGUUCGCGUUCCUGCUCGAGUCCACGAUGAACGAAUACAUCGAGCAGAGAAAGCCGUGUGACACUAUGAAGGUGGGAGGGAACCUGGACUCCAAGGGCUACGGUGUGGCCACGCCCAAAGGGUCGGCAUUAAGAAGUGCUGUAAACCUGGCGGUGUUAAAGCUGAAUGAGCAGGGCCUGCUGGACAAGCUGAAAAAUAAAUGGUGGUACGACAAGGGAGAGUGCGGCAGCGGGGGAGGGGACUCGAAGGAUAAGACCAGCGCGCUGAGUCUCAGUAACGUGGCUGGCGUGUUCUAUAUCCUGGUGGGGGGUCUGGGUCUGGCCAUGACUGUGGCUUUGGUGGAGUUCUGCUAUAAGUCGCACCAGGAGACCAAACGCCUCAAACUUGCCAAAAAUGCCCAGAACUUCAAACCAGCUCCUCCAUCCACCGCACAGAGUUUCACCACGUACAGAGAGGGCUAUAACGUCUACGGCACAGAGAGCGUCAAAAUAUAAUGAUUGGAAGCCUGUCCCUUGCUGAACAUGUGCUUUGUGGCAUGGGAUAGACUCUCCGUCUCUUUGAGUCGACUGCGAUUCCCUUUAGAAAGUGGACACGCACCCAACCAAAACUCAUCUCACCAGAACACUCCUCUUCUCGGCUCUGACCACAACCUGAACCAAUAAUCACGCGACAGACUAUCGGAUGGACCAAACACCCACCCUCCCGCCCACCCGCCCUCUCUCAGUGCCUUACUGAACCAGUGGCAAAACAUCAAAACAUGCAGACCAUCUCACCAAAGUCCUGGAGAUGUCCUGCUGGGUGCUGGGUCUAAAACCAUAUUUCAAUUCAUUCUUAUUAGGAGAGGGAAAGACGGAAAAGGAGAGAGAGAGACACACAGCGAUCAGAGGUUUGAUUCGGCUGAUCUCGUGAUCAGUGAUGACAGUGUUUAAUGAGUGACAGUCGGUUUGUCUCCAUGACAACUCGCACUAGAAGGAGUGUCUGCAGACAAACAUUUUAUGCAAAUUGUAGGAAAUAUUUUUGAAGGAUUCUGCUUAUUAAUUUAAAGUUUGUGCUGUGAUUC